CAGUGCGGAGCGCGCCACGGGCCGCGCGGGAGGCUGGGCGCCCCGUCCGUCGAGUGCGCCGGCGCCGGGCCAUGUACUCGGGGAACCGUAGCGGCGGCCAGGGCCACUGGGAGGGCGGCGGGGCCGCGGACGCCGAGGGGCCGGGAGCGGCGGGGACGCUGAGCCCCGCGCCGCUCUUCAGCCCGGGCACCUACGAGCGCCUGGCGCCGCUGCUCGGCUGCAUCGGGCUGCUGGGCGCCGGCAACAACCUGCUGGUGCUCGUCCUCUACUCCAAGUUCCCGCGGCUCCGCACGCCCACCCACCUCCUGCUGGUCAACGUCAGCCUCAGCGACCUGCUGGUGUCCGUCUUCGGGGUCACCUUUACCUUCGUGUCCUGCCUGCGGAACGGCUGGGUCUGGGACACCGUGGGCUGCGUGUGGGACGGGUUUAGCAGCAGCCUCUUCGGCAUCGUUUCCGUCACCACCCUGACUGUGCUGGCCUAUGAACGUUACAUUCGCGUGGUCCAUGCCAGAGUGAUCAAUUUUUCCUGGGCCUGGAGGGCCAUUACCUACAUCUGGCUGUACUCACUGGCGUGGUCGGGAGCGCCUCUGCUGGGCUGGAACAGGUACAUCCUGGACGUGCAUGGACUGGGCUGCUCUGUGGACUGGAAAUCCAAGGACGCCAACGACUCUUCCUUUGUGCUUUUCUUAUUUCUUGGCUGCCUGGUGGUGCCCCUGGGAGUCAUAGCCCAUUGCUAUGGCCAUAUUCUGUAUUCCGUUCGAAUGCUUCGUUGUGUUGAAGAUCUUCAGACAAUUCAAGUGAUUAAGAUUUUAAGAUAUGAAAAGAAAGUGGCCAAAAUGUGCUUUUUAAUGAUAUUUAUCUUCCUUAUCUUUUGGAUGCCUUAUAUCGUGAUCUGUUUCAUGGUGGUGAAUGGUUAUGGACACCUGGUCACUCCAACAGUGUCUCUUGUCUCCUCUCUCUUUGCUAAGUCCAGCACUGUAUAUAAUCCGAUUAUUUACAUCAUCAUGAUCAGAAAGUUCCGAAGAUCCCUUUUGCAACUGCUCUGUGUCCGACUUCUGAGAUGCCAGAGGCCUGCUAAGGACCUACCAGCCAAUGGGAGUGAAAUGCAGAUCAGACCCAUUGUGAUGUCACAGAAAGAUGGGGACAGGCCAAAGAAGAAAGUGACUUUUAAUUCUUCUUCCAUCAUUUUUAUCAUCACCAGUGACGAAUCACUGGCAGUUGAUGAGAGUGACAAGACCAGUGUGUCAAAGGUUGAUGUGAUCCAAGUUCGUCCUUUAUAGGAAGGAAUGAUGGUAAUGAAAGAUGAGGCCUUAUACUGGAAACCACAUAUUGACUUCCAUUAUGAGGACUAUUUCGUAAUCCCCACUCUAUGUAAUAUUUUGGGGGAGGAAAAACUUUCCUCUGCCCUAAAAUUUUCUUCUACCUGGUGAAGGAAAUAAAUUGACAUGAAACAGAUAAA
Neogale vison (American mink) is the source of this 1459-nucleotide messenger RNA. RefSeq names its product opsin 3 (gene OPN3). NCBI's taxonomy places the organism in Eukaryota, Metazoa, Chordata, Mammalia, Carnivora, Mustelidae. The transcript is spliced from 4 exons. Gene Ontology annotation, biological process: G protein-coupled receptor signaling pathway. Gene Ontology annotation, molecular function: G protein-coupled receptor activity. The record is from RefSeq and is a predicted model, not a curated record. Gene Ontology annotation, cellular component: membrane; photoreceptor outer segment. The coding region runs from base 72 to 1280 and encodes 402 amino acids.